CGCAGCUCUGCUGUUGCUGGUUCCUGGAAUCCUGACUGAAAAGUCUUCCAUUGAGUUGGUGGUAGUCAACAGCAUCUCAAACACACCCAAUAAGACCUACAGUACUAAUGUCGCAUUCAGAGGGGUCCUUAUCGGUGCCAUGAGAAGACUGCAGGAGACCAAUGCAGGAUUCAAUUUCACCUACACAGAGGACCGCAACUAUGGCCCCUUCCUGGUGAGUGUGAAUGGUGUAGCCGGGAACAAUACUGAAAACACUUUCUGGGAGCUCCUUGUUCAGACUGGGGGGAAUGGGACCAUAAUCAGACCUGAUGUGGGUAUUGGCUGUUACAUCCCUGAACCAAAUGACCGCAUCAUCCUAAAAUUUACUGAGUUCGUCUCGGGCUCGCACUCCGUGAGUGGCAACAGUUCGAAUCCUGGGAACCUCACAGCAGGAAACACUUCCAGACUAGAUUCCAUUGAGCUUGUGGUAGUCAACAACAUCUCAAACACCACCAACAAGACCUACAGUACUGACAUUGCAUUCAGAGGGGUCCUUAUCGGUGCCAUGAGGAGACUGCAGACCAAUUCAGGAUUCAAUUUCACCUAUACAGAGUACCCCGACUAUGGCCCCUUCCUGGUGAGUGUGAAUGGUGUGGCUGGGAACACUACUGAGAAGACUUUCUGGGAGCUCCUUGUUCAGACUGGGGGGAAUGGGACCAUAAUCAGACCGGAUGUGGGUAUUGGCUGUUACAUCCCAAAACAAAAUGACCGCAUCAUCCUGAAUUUUACAAAGUUCACCACAAACUCCGCAAGUGGCAGUUGUACAAAUCCUGGUGUGUUGUUGUUUUUGGUGGGUUUGUUUUUUUGUUUUCUAAUCUAAGCUUAACCCUUGCCUCAGUGACUACCAUACAUACAUACAUCAUGUUGGAAUAGACAGUAGCUUCUGAUCAAUACUGUUUUGUGAUUUGAAAUUGUGCCACAGUUAAUUUUUUAUUUUUACAAAUUGUCAUUCAAAUAAAAAAAAUCUCUCAUUGUUUGAA
This is a messenger RNA of Oncorhynchus nerka (sockeye salmon), 1019 nucleotides long. RefSeq lists its product as uncharacterized. The transcript is spliced from 7 exons. Lineage: Eukaryota; Metazoa; Chordata; Actinopteri; Salmoniformes; Salmonidae. Gene Ontology annotation, molecular function: cobalamin binding. The record is from RefSeq and is a predicted model, not a curated record. Gene Ontology annotation, biological process: cobalamin transport. Bases 140 to 859 code for a protein of 239 amino acids.